Scylla paramamosain (green mud crab) is the source of this 1326-nucleotide messenger RNA. RefSeq lists its product as uncharacterized. NCBI's taxonomy places the organism in Eukaryota, Metazoa, Arthropoda, Malacostraca, Decapoda, Portunidae. The record is from RefSeq and is a predicted model, not a curated record. The transcript is spliced from 3 exons. Bases 1 to 894 code for a protein of 297 amino acids.
AUGACUGUGAACCGCGUGUCUAGAGUGGACAGUUACCCGAUACCGAAGGGAGCAGUCCUUGCACACCGUUUGGAGUCUGGAGAGGAGAAACCGAUUGCUUUCGCAUCCCGAUCCCUGAGCAUAGCUGAACGCAAGUAUGCUCAGGUAGAGAAAGAAGGUUUGGCAAUAAUAUUUGGUGUUAAGAAAUUUCAUAAUUACUUGUAUGGCCGCCAUUUUGAGAUCAUUUCAGACCAUCAGCCACUUAAAAGUCUGUUUAAUGAAACUCGCCCAGUGCCUGUGAUGGCAUCAAGUCGUAUCCAACGCUGGGCGCUAACACUAUCGGCGUAUGAAUACACUAUCACCCACAAACCAGGGAAAAAUAUAGUACAUGCUGAUGGGUUGAGUCGCCUUCCUCUCCCUGAAUUCCCCAAGGUGACUCCAGUCCCCGGUGAUGUGGUAUGCGUGUUGGAGAGACUAGACCAGACACCCGUCACGUCGAGAGAGUUAAGGCAAUGGACGGAUAAGGACUCAACACUCUCGAAGGUGCAGUUGCUAGAUGGGAGGACUGUACGACGUCAUCUCGACUAUGUGAGGAGAAGAGUAAGCAUAGAGGGCGAGACGGUUAACGCAGAUGAUGCCAUACCACCUCCCAUGGACCUCACAAAUGGAGCAGGAAUUCAGAAACAUGGUUCGGCACCGGCAGGCAGCGUGUCGCCCCUAAAGGCAGGAGUUUCGAAGCAGUCCGGAGCACACAACAGCAACGCGCCGGAUCAAAUUCAAGAACGAGAGUUAACCUCAAGUCAAGAGUUCGAACCUGGAUUGCCGCCACAACAGCAGCCGUUGGAGAGGGAAACACUGCGCCGUUCUGAGAGACUGCGCCAGAAGCCAGAUCGUUUGCAGAUAGCUUGGAAAUAAAAUGUUAGGUCUCUUGCUUCACUUGUGUUAACUAUUUUAAUUGUUGGAGUUUUGUAUUACUUUUGCUAGUUUUAGUUACUAUGUUUAUUUUGUUUUUUGUCUCGUGUUUGCGGGUUUUAGCGUUUCUUAUAACUUGUAUCGAAUAUUUUUUUUUCUAGUCUUUCUAAUUGAUAAGUUUUAGUAUCUUCUGUAUCUUUUUUAACAUUUUGGUUGUAAACUUGAUUUUAUGGUUUCUAACCUGAGUUUUUUUUAAAAAAAGGGAGGAGUGUUAUAAUUGUUACUACCAAAGUACUACUUGUCAUUCACUGCUUCAUGUAUUGGUUUAUGUAUUAGUUCAUACUAGUUGAUUUCGGAAGCUUCUCUCUGUAUGGAGCCAGUUCAGCUCCAGCCGGCAAGCGGGUAGCCGCUCCUUAAUACAUUGUUACCCCUGGA